Molecule: messenger RNA, 297 nt
Organism: Parathielavia appendiculata
Lineage: Eukaryota; Fungi; Ascomycota; Sordariomycetes; Sordariales; Chaetomiaceae
Exons: 2
Coding region: 1-297 (98 amino acids)
Source: RefSeq, a predicted model, not a curated record
AUGGGCAAUGAACAGGCCGGCGCGCAGAGCGAGCGCCGAUCUGCUCAGCUGCCACCGAUGCACGCAGUUUUUCUGGAGUCCAAGCCGCAGCCGCGGUUCUCGACUCGUUUACUUAGCAAGAUCGGGUUGCUAUACAUUGGCGCGGGCAUCGAUGAGACUCGGACCAAGGCCCUGUCGCUGCACUUGGUGUGGUUUUCUAAGCAUGUGCAGCGGUUCGCAACCAGGUUCGGUCGCGUCACUGUGGAGGAAGGCGGAAUUGCCCAGGUCUCGGUUCCCAGGUUACGGAAGCAGAUUUGA